Arctia plantaginis is the source of this 468-nucleotide messenger RNA. NCBI's taxonomy places the organism in Eukaryota, Metazoa, Arthropoda, Insecta, Lepidoptera, Erebidae. The record is from the annotation of a GenBank genome assembly.
AUGAGCAAUACCCUAGUACAUAAAAGCGGUUCACCCGAUAACAUUUUGAAAACUAUUCGGGUACAUAAUGUUGAUGAAGUUCUGGAGCGCCACAAUGACUUUUUGGAGUCGUGUCUCGGAGACUGUAUGCUUACGAGUCCUCAGUUGUUAAAAGCUGUAACAACGCUAUGCCUCGUCUGCGUGCAGUUUUGUACAUUUAUACAGGAUACUGGUUGUGGAGGUUCUAAAGUAAAUGGCUCAUCAGAUUCCUUCGCUCGGUCUGUUUCUCGUUACGGACUGCGAUUCACUGCGGCGCUGCUGUCUGUUCUCGCUAUCAUCGAACGAAUGGCUCGGGAUAAUAACACUAAUAAACUUCUUAACAUAUCUGCCAGAUUAAACUUCAACACUUACUACGUGAAGCAACUGGAGAAGCUGUGUUCUGAUGAGCAGCUGUUGGAGGGUGAGCGCAAGGCCGCGCCGGCCUCCUAG